AUGGGAGAAUCGGCGCAGUGCCCGAGCGCCAAGGGCUUGUCCCAGUGGCUAGCGGUCAUCUUUGUCAUCGGGGCCGUGGCUGGCAUCGGUACCCUCGCCCUGCCGUACGCCAUGAACGAGACCGGCUGGUCGGGCACCGCCAUCAUUGUGGUGUGCGCCCUGGCGUCCGGCUACGGCGGCUCCAGGCUGGGCCUGUGCUGGAUCAUCUUGGAGGAGCGCUGGCUCGAGUACCGGGAGGCCAACAGGAACCCUUACCCGUGCAUCGCUUUCCGGGCCUACGGCAAGCCCAUGAAGAUAGCUAUGUCUCUUAUCCAGCUGCUCAGCCUGUUCGGCUACGGCACGGUGUUCCUGCUGCUGGCUGGCGAGCUGAUCAGCGACCUGACCCGGCAGCUGUCCCACGAUACCCUCGAUUGGUCCAUCUGCUACUGGCUCAUCCCCAUCGCUGUCGUCCUCGGUGGCCUCAUGUGGCUUGGUACGCCUAAGGACUUCGGGUUCGCCGCCUUCGGAGCCCUGGGCACCAUACUGUUGGCGUCCUUUAUGGUAGUAGGCGUCUGCUGCUCCCGGAUACUUGGCGGCACGGCGGCGGGGCCUCGACGCAGCGAGCUGAGUGUAGGAGGCUUCUUUCGAGGAUUCGGCACCAUCAUGUUUUCGUACAGCGGAGCGAGCAUGUUCCCCACGGUCCAGAACGACAUGAAGGACACGUCACGGUUUUCAGGCGCCGUAGUCUACGCCACCAUCGCGCUGGUGCUGUUGUACCUGCUGCUGAGCCUAAUGGGGUUCCUGACUUUCGGUAGUGACGUCCAGGCCAACAUCCUUCUGUCCAUCGGAGAUGGUGUGACCAGCAUUGUGGUUCAGUGCCUGUUUAUCGUGCACCUCAUUUGCGGCUUCCUCAUCCUCAUCAACCCAAUGUGCCAGGAGCUCGAGGAGCAUAUCGGCGUCCCACCUGAGUUCACGUGGAAGCGGGCGGCGUCGCGGUCCUUCUUGAUGCUUGCCGUGCUGGUGGUGGCCGAGUCGGUGCCGCAAUUCGGCAAGGUGCUUCCGCUGGUCGGCUCGGUCGUGGCGGGACUGACCACCUUCAUCCUGCCCUGCGUCUUCUACUACAAGCUGUGCAGCGAUACAAAACGGGAGUGGCCGGAGAGGAAGCUACCGCUCUGGGAGAAGUCGCUGAUCGUGGAGAUUGUGAUCGUGGGAGUGAUCGGCACUGUCGCUGGCACGGUGUCCUCGAUCCAGGACUUGCUGGCUCCUGGCUCAUUUGCCCUGCCAUGCUUCAUCAGCACAGAUGUGGUCAUCUGA
This is a messenger RNA of Ixodes scapularis (black-legged tick), 1293 nucleotides long. RefSeq names its product amino acid transporter AVT1J-like. Gene Ontology annotation, biological process: L-alanine transport; amino acid transmembrane transport. Lineage: Eukaryota; Metazoa; Arthropoda; Arachnida; Ixodida; Ixodidae. Gene Ontology annotation, cellular component: vacuolar membrane. The coding region runs from base 1 to 1293 and encodes 430 amino acids. The record is from RefSeq and is a predicted model, not a curated record. The transcript has 7 exons. Gene Ontology annotation, molecular function: L-proline transmembrane transporter activity; L-alanine transmembrane transporter activity.